Cadophora gregata is the source of this 2289-nucleotide messenger RNA. It is a transcript of the gene PRP43, whose product is annotated as DEAH-box ATP-dependent RNA helicase prp43. NCBI's taxonomy places the organism in Eukaryota, Fungi, Ascomycota, Leotiomycetes, Helotiales, Ploettnerulaceae. The record is from RefSeq and is a predicted model, not a curated record. The transcript has 3 exons. Gene Ontology annotation, cellular component: spliceosomal complex; intracellular anatomical structure. Bases 1 to 2289 code for a protein of 762 amino acids. Gene Ontology annotation, molecular function: RNA helicase activity; ATP binding; RNA binding.
AUGACUGACCGACGUCCAGAUCAGCAAGAGAUGUCAAAAGCAAAGAGGGCGAGGACCGAUAACCUUGACCCUAAGCAAAACCCUUACCUGGCGCAUCACUACGAAGUUGAAAUCGACGAUUCCUACUCCAAUGGCAACAGCAACGGCGCGCAAACUGGCUUGUCAGGCUUCAAAAGACAUGCUACCACUGCUGCACAAGCACAUACUGCUGAAGAUGGACCUGCGAACCCAUUCAACAAUGCGCCAUUGUCGAAACAAUACUUCAAUAUUCUGAAGACCAGACGAGAUCUUCCAGUCCACAAGCAGAGACAGGAAUUCCUAGACAUGUUUCACAAAACUCAGAUCCUGGUUUUCGUUGGUGAAACGGGUUCUGGAAAGACUACACAGAUUCCUCAGUUCGUCCUCUUCGACGACUUACCCCACUUCAACGGAAAGCUCGUGGCCUGUACCCAGCCUCGUCGUGUCGCUGCAAUGUCAGUUGCUCAGCGUGUGGCUAAUGAAAUGGAUGUGAAGCUUGGUGAGGAGGUCGGGUACAGCAUUCGAUUUGAAGAUGUGACUUCUUCCCGGACGAUUCUGAAAUAUAUGACCGAUGGUAUGCUUCUGCGAGAGGCUAUGCAUGAUCACAACUUGACGAGAUACAGCUGCAUCAUUCUUGAUGAGGCUCACGAACGUACACUUGCGACGGAUAUUCUGAUGGGUUUAUUAAAGGAAGUUGCGCUGAGACGUCCAGAUUUGAAGAUUGUUAUCAUGUCUGCUACACUCGAUGCACAAAAGUUUCAGCGCUACUUCAACGAUGCGCCACUCCUGGCUGUCCCUGGUCGAACUCAUCCCGUCGAGAUCUUUUAUACCCCAGAGCCGGAGAGAGACUAUGUCGAGGCUGCUCUGCGAACAGUUCUCCAAAUCCAUGCCACCGAACCGGAGGGAGAUAUUCUACUUUUCUUGACUGGAGAGGAGGAAAUUGAAGACGCGUGUAGAAAGAUCUCACUUGAGGCAGACGAGAUGAUACGAGAAGCUGAUGCAGGGCCAUUGAAAGUUUACCCACUUUAUGGAACUUUACCUCCUGCGCAGCAACAACGCAUCUUCGAGCCAGCACCACCACCGGCUAGACCUGGCGGGCGACCAGGCCGUAAGGUCAUUGUAGGAACCAACAUUGCAGAAACUUCUCUGACAAUUGACGGUAUCGUGUACGUCGUUGAUCCUGGUUUCAGUAAACAGAAGGUCUACAACCCACGUAUACGAGUCGAGUCUCUGCUUGUUUCUCCGAUUUCCAAAGCCUCGGCACAACAACGAGCUGGUCGUGCAGGUCGUACACGACCCGGAAAGUGCUUCCGUUUAUACACUGAGGCUGCUUUCAAGAAGGAGCUUAUUGAGCAGACAUAUCCCGAAAUUCUAAGGUCAAAUCUUGCCAAUACUGUCCUGGAGUUGAAAAAGCUUGGAAUCGAUGACUUGGUACAUUUCGAUCUUAUGGAUCCACCAGCCCCCGAGACAUUGAUGAGAGCACUCGAGGAAUUGAACUACCUUGCUUGUCUCGAUGAUGAUGGAGAUUUGACUGCUCUAGGCAAACUUGCUUCUGAGUUUCCUCUCGACCCAGCACUUGCUGUCAUGCUCAUCUCCUCGCCCGAGUUUUACUGCUCCAACGAGAUCUUGUCCCUGACUGCUCUGCUGUCAGUUCCCCAGAUAUUUGUUCGACCAGCGAGUGCAAAGAAGCGCGCAGACGAGAUGAAAGCCCUCUUCGCACACCCAGACGGUGAUCACCUCACCAUGCUCAAUGUCUAUCACGCUUUUAAAGGACCUGCAGCUCAACAAGACCAAAAGAAAUGGUGUCAUGAGCAUUUCCUGAGUCUGCGAGCACUCCAAUCUGCCGACAAUGUUCGUCAGCAACUGAAGCGAAUCAUGGAAAAGUCGGAAUUGGAACUCCUCAGUACUGAUUUCAACGACAAAGACUACUACACCAACAUCCGCCGUGCGCUCGUCGCUGGUUUCUUCAUGCAAGUCGCGAAGAAGGAUCCUUCCGGUAAGACGUACAAGACUGUUAAGGAUGAUCAGAGCGUUCUGCUUCACCCUAGUACGGUUCUUGGCGUCGACAGCGAUUGGGUAGUUUACAAUGAAUUUGUGCUCACAACGAAGAACUAUGUCCGAACUGUCACGGCUGUCAGACCUGAGUGGCUAUUGGAUAUCGCCCCAACCUACUACGAUCUAUCGACCUUCCAAAAGGGUGAAAUCAAGACAUCUCUCCAGAGGACACUGGACAAAGUAAAGAGAAAGCAAGCCAUGAAGGGAGGAAGAUAG